Molecule: messenger RNA, 1131 nt
Organism: Notothenia coriiceps (black rockcod)
Lineage: Eukaryota; Metazoa; Chordata; Actinopteri; Perciformes; Nototheniidae
Gene: rpe
Product: ribulose-5-phosphate-3-epimerase
Exons: 6
Coding region: 76-762 (228 amino acids)
Biological process (GO): pentose-phosphate shunt; carbohydrate metabolic process
Molecular function (GO): D-ribulose-phosphate 3-epimerase activity
Source: RefSeq, a predicted model, not a curated record
AGGUAUGAGCGGAAGUUGUAGUGUGUGUUGUGUUGACUGGUGUUAGCUGCCAGGCUGCAUGCAGACAGUACCAGCAUGGCUUACAGUGCAAAGAUCGGGCCGUCCAUCCUGAGCAGCGACUUGGCCUGCCUGGGCCGGGAGUGCGUGCGAAUGAUGGGCUGCGGGGCAGACUACCUGCACCUGGACGUUAUGGACGGGCACUUUGUACCCAACCUCACAUUUGGACAUCCGAUGGUAGAGAGCCUAAGGAAGUCAGUAGGCCCAGACCCUUUCUUUGACAUGCACAUGAUGGUGUCCCGGCCGGAGCAAUGGGUGAAGCCCAUGGCUGCAGCAGGAGCCAACCAGUACACAUUCCACAUAGAGUCCACCACCAACCCUGGAAACCUGAUCAAGGAGAUACGAGAGAGUGGCAUGAAGGUGGGUUUGGCCAUAAAGCCUGGUACUACUGUUGAAGAGCUAGCACCCUGGGCUAACCAGAUCGACAUGGCUCUGGUCAUGACUGUUGAACCUGGCUUUGGAGGACAGAAGUUCAUGGAAGACAUGAUGCCCAAGGUGAGCUGGUUGCGGAGUCAGUUUCCUUCACUAGACAUAGAAGUAGAUGGAGGGGUUGGCCCGGACACCAUUCACAAGUGUGCAGAGGCAGGAGCCAACAUGAUCGUGUCAGGCAGCGCUGUGAUAGGCAGCGACGACCCUCGAUCUGUCAUCUCUCUCCUGCGCACCGUGGUUGCCGAAGCAAUCCAGAAACGUUCGCUGGACCGCUGAGAUGUUCUCUCUGUGACACUUUACCGACUCAAUCUAGCAAAUCAACUCAGCAGCCAGUGGACAUUAAUGGGGUUGAGGUCAAGGGUCACGGUCGGAGGAGGGGCCUGAUGACCAAAUCCAAAUCACUUCAGUGUGAAUAAAGCUGCUCCGUGCCUCUACAAAACGUCUUGAUCUUCAUCCUGUCCUGCCACAAUCUCCUCUAAACAGUUAACACAGUGAGUCUCACCUUAGCAUGGGAAUGACCAUUUCAAGAAAGGAGUUGAUGUUAUGCUAAUUCACAUCUGUAAACAUUCCUGAAUAUUGUUUGACAUUGUUUUAAAAAUGUAAUUUAGUCAAUAAAAUGGUCCAAGGAGCCCUGUGUUUAAUAUC